CUCUGACCCCUGCUGGAUACAGAAAUGGCUAGCAAUUUUACUACGGCCCUGGCAACUUCUCAGGGCAACAACUGUGACCUCUAUGCACACCACAACACAGCCAGGAUAUUAAUGCCUUUGCACUACAGCCUCGUCUUCAUCAUUGGUCUGGUGGGAAACCUGUUGGCCUUGGUUGUCAUUGUUCAAAACAGAAAGAAAAUCAACUCAACCACUCUCUAUUCAAUGAACUUGGUGAUUUCCGACAUCCUGUUUACCACAGCUUUACCCACUCGGAUAGCCUACUAUGCGCUGGGUUUUGACUGGAGGGUCGGUGAUGCCCUGUGCCGGAUAACUGCCCUGCUGUUCUACAUAAACACGUAUGCCGGCGUCAACUUCAUGACCUGCCUGAGCGUAGACCGCUUCUUUGCCGUGGUGCACCCUCUGCGCUACAACAAGAUUAAAAGGAUCGAAUACGCAAAGGGCGUUUGCAUAUCUGUCUGGAUUCUAGUAUUUGCUCAAACCCUGCCUCUGCUCAUCAGACCUAUGUCAAAGCAGGAGGCCAGCAGGACGACCUGCAUGGAGUACCCGAACUUCGAAGAGACAGCUUCCCUCCCCUGGAUUCUCCUUGGAGCAUGCCUGCUUGGCUACGCGCUGCCCCUCACAGUCAUUCUCGUCUGCUACUCGCGGAUCUGCUGCAAGCUCUUCAAGACGGCCAAACAAAACCCACUGACUGACAAGUCUGGUGUGAACAGAAAGGCUCUCAACACCAUUAUCCUCAUCAUUGUUGUGUUCAUUCUCUGCUUCACACCUUACCACAUAUCCAUCAUCCAACACAUGGUUAAGAAGCUGUGCUCCCGCGGUGCCCUGGCGUGCGGCCCGAGGCACUCCUUCCAGGUCUCUCUGCACGUCACAGUGUGCCUCAUGAACUUCAACUGCUGCAUGGAUCCUUUCAUAUACUUGUUUGCGUGCAAAGGGUACAAGAGGAAGGUCAUGAAGAUGCUGAAACGGCAGGUCAGCGUGUCCCUCUCCAGUGCCGUGAGGUCAGCCCCUGAAGAAAACUCGCGAGAAAUGACGGAGUCCCAGGUGAUGAUUCACUCCAAGGCUUCCAAUGGAAGGUGAAAGAUCGCGGCACCGGACUUCACAGCACAGCAA
Molecule: messenger RNA, 1131 nt
Organism: Cricetulus griseus (Chinese hamster)
Lineage: Eukaryota; Metazoa; Chordata; Mammalia; Rodentia; Cricetidae
Source: RefSeq, a predicted model, not a curated record